AUGAGUGUCUUCUCAUUUGGGGAUUUACCCACCAUCCAGACUAGGAAGGCCUUGUUACUACUUGACUUUCAAAAUGACUUUGUCCGUUCGUCCGGGGCUUUACAUAUCCCCAAUACAUCGGAUAUCCUCGAAAAUCUCCCGCAGCUAGCAUCUGCAUUCCGUCGAGUCGGUGAUGUAGUUUGGGUGCGGUCACAAUAUGCAUCUCCUCAGACCAUUGUUGACUGGAAUUUUGGUGAUCGCAUUGUCCUGGACAGAGAACCACCGCGCAGAAAGGAGAUGCCCACCUCGGAUAUAAUUGAAGUCAGGUCAGAUCAUGAUUCACCAGAACCGGUUGACCGUGAAGCUUUUCUCUCCACCGACUCUUCGCUAUGCUGUGACCCGCAUACCCCCGGAUAUCAGUUCCCCGCGCCGAUUCUAGCCGCCAUCAACCAGCAUGACACCGUAGUGGACAAAACAGGAUACUCUGCACUGGAGUCCCCCGGCCUGGUGCUAUCCUUUAGGACACGCUUUGUGACUGAGUUGUACCUUUGUGGUUCGUUGUCCAAUGUCUCUGUGUUUGCGACGGCUUUGGAUGCUGUCCGCAAUGGGUUUGCAGUCACCCUUGUGGAGGAUUGCUUGGGGUUCCGUGAUUUUCAGCGGCAUCAAGAAGCAAUGCGACGCAUGGCGGAUAUCCUGGGAGCGACUGGUAUCACCGCUCGGGAGCUCAUUCAGGAGCUAGAUUGGGAUGAGACUGAGGCAAUUGCACGCCAAGGCGCACCGCAGCCAAAGAGGUCAGCAGCUGAGGCUGGCAUCGAGAGCGUCAUGGAUGGUCUGGAAUUUUGGAAUACUGCGGACACCUCUCCCACAGAUAACCCACGCGAGCCAGAAGAUCCCAGCCUUUCGGAACUCGCUAGUCUUUCUCGCGCACAACGCCCUACCGCCGCACAGGCGCGGGGUCCAGUGGAGGACCAAAAGAAAGUGCGCGUGCGCGCCCGUCGUCCGAAGCGCCGAGACACCCCAAAAGAAUCUUCAACUGGACCUCGCGCUGACCACGACGGGGGAAUAACACCUCUGCAAUCCGCGGAAAUACCAAAUACAUCCCAAACCAACAUCGGGGAGGGCGACUCGCGCCUCGUGACCAAUGUCAACCUGGCCGAAGACUCCUUUGGUCGUAUACAGGCGGAGGUAGAUUGGCAAAAGAUGUACCAUCUGUCGGGCCAAGUUCCCCGAUUGGUUGCAGUCCAGGGUCAACCUCGACCAGAUGGAGCCAUACCUAUAUAUCGUCAUCCGGCGGACGAGUCUCCACCCUUCGAGCCACUCACCCCCACGGUUGAUGAAGUGCGCAUGGCGGUUGAGCAAAUACUAGGCCACCCCUUGAAUCAUGUACUUAUUCAGCUUUAUCGAGAUGGGCAGGAUCGCAUAUCAGAACACUCAGAUAAGACACUGGAUAUUGUGCGAGGGUCUUUCAUUUGCAAUGUCAGUCUAGGUGCCGAGCGUGUGAUGGUCCUCCGUACGAAAGCGUCAGCAUCGGAGCCUGAGGGAGGCACCGGACCAUGCCGAACAACCCAGCGCGUGCCUCUUCCUCACAAGUCACUUUUUGUGCUCGGCCCAAAGACCAACAUGCGAUGGCUUCAUGGCAUCCGGGCCGACAAACGGCCUGAUGUAACCAAAUCUACCGAGGAGCAAGCCUUUGGUGGUCAGCGAAUUUCCCUUACUUUCCGUCAUAUUGGCACUUUCAUCGACCCUGUGGCCAAUACAAUCUGGGGACAGGGGGCUGUCAGUAAGACAUUGGACCGGGCUCGCGCCGUGGUCCAUGGGGAUCCUACCGAAACAGCACGCCUCAUUGGUGCAUUUGGCCAGGAAAAUCGUGGCACCGAAUUCGAUUGGGACGCCGUGUACGGUGGGGGAUUUGACGUGGUCAACUUUGUGACUACAUCACCAGGGCAGCUAGUACUUGGCUGUGAUAUUGUGGCCAAUUUACGUGUGCGUCUCUGUCUGGGGGAAAGCGGCGUUCGAUAUCGAUUGAUCACCAACCAUGAGCUGGGAGCUAGAGAUAGUGGCGCAACUACACUGCCCAUAUAUGAAGCGCCUGAUGGAGCAACAAUCGCGGGCGACUCUGUUAUACUAGCGCACAUGGCCAACCGGUCUGCUGAUAUCUCACGGCCAGGUGGAGAUUCGUUACGUGGGGGCAAUUUCUUCUCAACGAUUGACCAGUUUCUGAGACACUGGCGUCAGCACUGUGCCACCAAUCCAGCCUGCCGGUUUGAAUAUGGGCUUGAGGAUUGGGAGCGUACUUUGCAGGGCCAGCAUUACCUAGGGGGCUCCGUGUUCACCAUCGACGAUUGCUCUCUAUGGCCAAUUCUACGGGAUAUUGUACAGAACCAAGGUCCAUUUGAUGCUCGGUUCGUGAGCGUGAAUCAAUACUAUCACCGAGUCGAGAAUCGGGGCAUCGUUCGAUCUAUUUUGGAGGAAUAA
This is a messenger RNA of Penicillium verrucosum, 2454 nucleotides long. Its product is annotated as isochorismatase family protein family. The record is from RefSeq and is a predicted model, not a curated record. The transcript has a single exon. Lineage: Eukaryota; Fungi; Ascomycota; Eurotiomycetes; Eurotiales; Aspergillaceae. The coding region runs from base 1 to 2454 and encodes 817 amino acids. Gene Ontology annotation, biological process: DNA repair; DNA alkylation repair. Gene Ontology annotation, molecular function: dioxygenase activity. Gene Ontology annotation, cellular component: nucleus.